UUUCCCACCAGAAUCGGAAAAACGUAUUUUCCCGCCAAAACCGAGAAACAUAUUUUUUCCGCCAAAACCGGAAAACGCAUUUGCCCACCGAAACCGCAAAAAAAUAUUUUCCGCCAAAAAUGCAAUAAUACACUUUUACCGUAAAAACGCAAAAAUGCACAUUUCCCGCCAAAACCGCAAAUUGCAUUUUCCUGCCAAAAUCGCGAAAAAAAACUUUUCCCGUCAAACCCGCAAAACGCAUUUUUUCGUCAAAAACACAUUUUCCGCCAAAACCGCAAAACGUACUUUUACGACAAACCAAGAAACGUAUUUUCCGCCACACCCAUAAAAACGUAUUUUCGCCAAAACCGUAAAAAUGCCUUUUUUUCGUCGAAACAUAAAAAAAUAUAUUUUAGUCAUUUUAUUAACAAGUCCACCUAGAUGCAGAUACAAGUUAAAAAAACGAACAGAGCUGCAUUCAGAUGAAGCAUCUGGAUAAGACAUCUAGAUGUACAAACGAACAGGACUAGAUUUUAAAAUCUCAUAACAAAUUAUUAAAACAUUUAUUUUUUGAAUUAAAUAUAAAAAAACUCAAAAAUAUAUCUAUUUAAAGCUUUCGAAAUAAUAAACAAAUAAGAUCAAAAUAUUUGUUUGGGAAGCAGUUAGUGGAGCUCUUUCUGUGAUUGAUACAAGAUGUCAGAUCUGCGGUUUGGAAAGAGAGUCUAUAAAUCAUCUGCUAUUCACUUGCACUUUGGCUAGGCAAUAUUGGGCUACCAAUAACUUUCCUAUGCAUCUUUUAGGUUUCUCGUCUUCCUCGGUUUACUACAACAUCUUCUAUGUUCUGAAAGCAAGAGAAACCCUCUCUAUCCCUUUGAACAUAAGAAGAGCUGGCCCUUAGAUCAUCUGGAGUAUUUGGAAGAACAGAAACUCCUAUUUCUUCGAAGGGAGUGUAACAAGAGCACCAAACCUUCUUAGCAAAGUUAAAGAGGAGGUUAAUCACUGGUUUAUUAUUAAGUCAAUAGAAAAGAAGAAAAAUCUAUUGAUCUUGAAAGAAAGAAGAGAAUCAUAUUUAGUUGGAAACCUACCCUUUUAGAUUUGCUCAAAUACGACACUGGUUAUGCUUGGAACAAGUACAAAAUGAAAGUGGUGCCUCUUGGGUCCUCAUGAACAAUGAGGGGAAGGUUCUAUUGCAUAGUAGAAGAUCUUUCUCGGGGAUUAUCAGCCGUAUGGAUGCUUCUUUUGAAAGUUGGUUAUGGGCAAUUGAAAGCCACAAAAGUCUCCAUUUUUAUUCGAUUACUUUUGCAAGUGAAGACCAUGAUCUAAUUACUGCAGUUACUAAACCUUCUGCUUGGCCCUCUCUCAAAUUCUAUCCAGAUAGGAUCUGUCUUCAGCUUAAUGAUUUUUUGGAUUGGCGGGUUCAAUUUCUGAAAUGCUGUGAUAUCAAAGUUGCUUUUCUUAUUGCUGAUAGUGUAAUUCAAGAGGACCGGUUUCAAUCUUACAUUGCUGCAGGAUAUCUAUCUUGGUUAAAGCAUCUCUUUUUGUAGCCUUAAGAUCUAUGUGAUAUGUCUAGAUUAGAGCUGAUCCUUUUCUCUGUUCUAUUAUUGUAUGGUCCUCUGUUCUUGUAAUUCCCCAAUCUUUUUAAUGAAAAAGUGUUAAAAAGACUCUCUAAGUUAUGGUUUGCACUCAUGUCCGAAACUAUCAAUAUAUCGCUUAUAUUUCAUUAUGAGCAGCUUUGUACAAGUCUGUUUGUUAAUGACUCUGAUCAUGAUUUUUUUAAGACUGGUUAUAUCACCAUGUCUUCGAGAGUUUUGUUAGUUCUAUAUAGUGUACUAAAUGAUUUUUUCCGUGUUGAUGCAUACAGGGCCGGCUCAAGUAAUUUAUGGGCCCUUGGACAAAAAGAAAUUUCAAAAAAAAAAUUACAUAUACUUUAUGGAUAAUUUAAAAUUUUUGAACCUCUUUUUUUAAUUUUUUUUCUUUAAAAUCGAGCCCCAUUUUAACACUAAUUAUGCAAAAACCAAAUUGGGCCCUGGGCCCACGCCCCCUGGGCCCACGCCCCCCUUGCCCUAGUACCUAAGCCGGUCCUGGAUGCAUAAUAUAUGUAUCUUCAAAUAUAUAAUUUAUAAUAAUUAAUUAACUCAUAUUUUUAUUUUAUUUUUAUAGGUUUUAAAUUAUUUUACAAUUUAUAUGUAUGGAAAAUAUGAAUUUUUAUAACAAACAUAUGAUUUUUGCUUUAUAUACAAACAUAACAAAUACCUUUUGGGUUAUAUGAAACUGGCUUUGUUCAUCUCAAUUAAACCAUCAAAGUUUCAUGUAUCUAAAUAUUUUAAAACUAGAUUAACUUUUUUUUUGCAUUUAAUUUAGUUAAUUGUUUUGAAUUCAUAAUAUAUAUUUAUUUUUGUAAAAUUACGUAUAAUUUGAUAUAUGUCAUUUUGGGAAAUAAUUAGAAAGGUGUUGUCGGUUUGGAGUUGCACAAGUGAACAUAAUCGGUAAUCUUUUGAAAAUUUAUGCAUGUAUAGAAAUAUUUUUGACCAAACUAAAUCGUAAUAAUUGUGGAAGCACCGUAGUCUACUGGUUAAGGUUUAAAGACUUCUACAUCCAGGACUAUGCAAUUUCUUGCAGAUUACAGGAAAUCUAGUUUUCAAGUCUCGGAGAGAGCGAUUUAUUAAUGAAGACGACAGAAGAAAUCUUCAUAGGAUGGCUCAGAUGAUGCAGUUACGCGUAGAUCUUCAUAAAACCUGUAGUAUUGUCGGUUGUCGAAUCAUCUAUGUAAUGUUUCUCAUAAAUGUAAUGUCCUAAUAAAUCAGCGUUAUAAAAAAAAAUCGUAAUAAUUUAUUAAUAUUUUUUCCACUUUGUGUUAGUUUUUAAUCGUUUGUAAUUACAUGCAUACAAAUAAAUAGAAGACUAUUCUAAUAAUAAUAAAUCUAUGAUUAGUUAGGCCUCUGAUUUUGAAUAUAAGAACCUUGAUCGAUUCACUUACCCAUUGUUUGGGUACAUUGAGUUUUACAUAUUCGUCUAAAAUAAACCACAAUUAGUUUUUGUUCUAAUUAGGUUUAAAACUGAUUGAUUUUAUUGCAUCUAUUUUAGUUUUAAGUUUUAGAUUAUGGUGCUAAUAGUGUUCUGCUUCGGUUGGAACGGGUGUAGGUUCUGCGUGCCGCUGAGCCAUUUCAAGGUCUUCACCAACUUGCUUUAUGUUUCAGUGGAUAGAUGAUCUUCAGGCCUGCCUUGGAGCUAAUGGUAUGGUUCCAUAUCUUUUAAGUUGGAGAUUUUUUAGGUCUUUCUUUCAAGUUGCAAUCAUAGUUUCGGGUUCACGAAUCUAAGACUCGUCGGAAAUUUGAGUAUUCGCUUACUUAAUUUCUGUGUAUUUUAGGCUCUAGUGUUUUGUCCAAUUAGUUUGUUUAUCUCUUGUUGUAUUUUGGAAGGAGUAUGCUCUUUUCUCACUCAUGGCUCCGAAGGAAUUUUGAUGGCUCUUGGCUUUGGAAAGACUGAUGUUUUUGCUAAUUAUUAUACUUCAUUUUAUGUUUUAAUAUAAUCUACUAGAUGACAAAAAAAGUAAUAGAAUUCCAAACUCUUCACUUAUUGACCUCUGAUCAAGCCAUUCGACUAAAUCCUACUAUGAAAAGGUAGUUUAGCUCAGCUAACUUUGUCGCACGUGAUUCAUGUGUUUUUUGGCCUUGUCCUCUGCUCAUCAAUUUCUAUUCUUUUCAUCGUCGGCGUCGUAUAUUUGGAUUCAUAUUUAUGUAAGUUAAUUAGUUAUAACCAAUAAACAUAUACUAAUACUAAUGAAGGUUUGCAAUUCAGAAGGCGCCUUGUUUUUCUCUUUUGUGUAUACAAAAUUUGUUUUACAAAUUAAUGAUAUUGAAACUAUUAUAUUUAAUCUAUGCAGUUAAUAAUUUAAAUUUUUUUUUUGUCAAAAAUAAUUUUCUUUUAGAUUCAUAUUUUUAAUUGAUAAUUUAUUUAAGUUGUAUUCAUACAAUUCUACAUAUAAAUUAGACUUCAUAGAAUUAAUUUUUGAUCUAUUUUGUAUUAGAUUAUUUGGUGUUUUUGUUGUAUUGGGACACUUACGUAUUUUAGAAUAUACAUGUUUUGAUAAAACAGAAUAUUUUGAAGUGAUAGAAACAGAGAUAAUUUUUAUACUGAAAAUAAUUAAUCUAAUAUUUUUAUUUAUUUUUAUAUAAACUUUAAUUAUAUUAGUUAAUAACUUAAGACUUCAAAAUAUUAUAUUAACGUCUUGUCUUAUAUUUCAAAUUAGUAUAACUUGGAAUUGAAGAGAGUAUUAGUUUUUUUGGUAAAAAUUAGAAUUUAUAAUGUAUUCUCAAGUUUCAACUAUAUUAGUUUCUUUUAAAGGGUUGAAAGUGAAGGAAAACAAAGUUGAAAGCAGAGAAAUGACCACAAUGCUAAAAAUGUGUAUAUAUAAAUCACAAGUCUCCUUCAUCAUUAUCAUCAUCAUUUUUAGGAAAACUAAAUGGCUACUAUUUGGUUUCUAUCACUUCUCUUCGUCACUAUCCUUCUUCUCGCCGCCUUUAAACGCAAGAAGCAGCAACGACGACCACCAUCUCCUCCUGGUUUACCGAUCAUCGGAAACUUACACCAGCUCGGGGAGUUACCGCAUCAAUCCCUGUGGAAACUCUCCAAAGAGUAUGGUCCUGUUAUGUUUCUGAAGCUUGGAAGCAUCCCAACUGUAGUACUAUCUUCCUCUGAAACAGCUAAACAAGCUCUGAAAAUUCAUGACCUCCAUUGUUGUAGCCGUCCAAGCUUAGCAGGGCCAAGAGAGCUCUCUUACAAUUAUCUGGACAUUGCUUUUGCUCCCUAUGAUGAUUACUGGAAAGAAGUUAAGAAACUGUGUGUGCAAGAAGUCUUUAGUCCUAAACGAGUUCACACGAUGCAACCCAUCAGGGACGAGGAAGUCAAGAAGCUGAUAGACAUAGUCACCAAAUCAGCUCAAGAGAAAACACCAGUUAACUUGAGCGAGAAGUUUCUUUCUUUAACCGUUGGCGUGAUUUGCAGGGCAGCAUUUGGUGUGAGUUUCCAUGAAACUGUACUCAACAGCGAUAGAUUCGACAAGUUCAUCAACGAGGCAUUUUUGUUUCUUGGGAGCUUCUCUGCCUCGGAUUUUUUCCCAAACGGCGGCUGGAUCGUCGACCGGCUCACCGGCUUACAAGGGAGGAGAGAGAGGAGUGUGAGAGAUCUUGAUGCUUUCUAUGAACAGAUGUUUGACCUACAUAGAGAGGAAAAAGAAAAGGGAAGUGAAGAUUUUGUGGAUCUGCUCUUGAGGUUUCAGAAAGAAGAAUCUGUUCUUGGAUAUGGGAAGCUCACAAGAAACCAUGUCAAAGCAAUCUUAAUGAAUGUUCUUAUUGGGGGCAUAGGCACUUCUGCAAUAACAAUGACGUGGGCAAUGACAGAACUUAUGAGAAGCCCAAGAGCAAUGAAGAAACUGCAAUCAGAAAUCAGAAAUCAAAUUGGGAACAAGUCAAUGAUCACCUUGGAUGACAUAGAGCAGCUCCACUACCUAAAAAUGGUAGUCAAAGAAACAUGGAGGCUACACCCUCCAGCACCUCUUAUAGUUCCAAGAGAAGUAAUGUCUGAAUUUGAGAUCAAUGGCUACCAGAUUCAACCCAAGACACGGCUUUAUGUGAAUGUUUGGGCUAUAGGGCGUGAUCCUGAUACCUGGAAAGAUCCAGAUAUGUUUCUCCCUGAAAGAUUUAUUGAUAACAACAUUGACCCAAAAGGGCAGAGUUUUGAGUUAUUGCCAUUUGGGGCUGGCAGGAGACUAUGUCCAGCAAUAUACAUGGGGACAUCAAUGGUGGAGUUUGGUCUUGCUAAUAUGUUGUUUCAUUUUGACUGGAAAUUACCAGAAGACAUGGAGGUUGAAGAUAUCGACAUGGAAGAGUCUCCUGGACUAAAUGUGAGCAAGAAAAAUGAACUUUUACUUGUUCCUGUGAAGUAUGUAUAUAAUUGAUCACUUUAAACUAAGUCUUUCAUGACUUUACAAUAAAUUGUUGCAUCCAUUGUACUAUGAAACUACAUCUUGUGUCCCAUUGUAUCUUGUCUUGCUAAUCUAACAAUGUUGUAUGAAAGGGAAAUUAAAAAAAAAAUGGAUGUAGAGACAGAAAAUGUAACGUGAUUUGACA
Brassica rapa (field mustard) is the source of this 6107-nucleotide messenger RNA. Its product is annotated as cytochrome P450 71B37. NCBI's taxonomy places the organism in Eukaryota, Viridiplantae, Streptophyta, Magnoliopsida, Brassicales, Brassicaceae. The record is from RefSeq and is a predicted model, not a curated record. Gene Ontology annotation, molecular function: oxidoreductase activity, acting on paired donors, with incorporation or reduction of molecular oxygen; monooxygenase activity; iron ion binding.